Lindgomyces ingoldianus is the source of this 1977-nucleotide messenger RNA. Its product is annotated as amino acid transporter-like protein. Bases 216 to 1958 code for a protein of 580 amino acids. Gene Ontology annotation, biological process: amino acid transmembrane transport. The transcript has a single exon. NCBI's taxonomy places the organism in Eukaryota, Fungi, Ascomycota, Dothideomycetes, Pleosporales, Lindgomycetaceae. Gene Ontology annotation, molecular function: amino acid transmembrane transporter activity. The record is from RefSeq and is a predicted model, not a curated record.
CUCAAACAUCGGGUCCACUUCUACCUCUUAUUUCACCUAAAGUACUCUCGCAUCCACUCAACAAGACCUAGGUUGUCAUUACAAAUUGCUUGACGAAGUGGAAGGCUCAUCAAAAAAGGAGCAACCCUUUGAUUGAUGAUGUCAAGCUCACAGACCACCUCCAGUUUUCCUGUGUAACACUUAUAGGUCUCUAAGACUCCACUUCUAUUCUAAAUAUGUCAGAUACUCCCAAUAGGAACCCGGAGCAAGAUAUCGAAGAUGCUCGAGUCUUGUCUCGGCACUUGGACCCAGGCUACUCCGGAGACUUUGAUGGCACCAAUCCCGAGGACAUUGAUAAUGGCAAUUCAUCCAGCUCUGCAGAGCAGACUCCAGCAGAAUCAUCGCUCCGUUUGCUUGGUGGCGACAUUCACAGGGACCUCUACAGAAUCAAUGCUAGGUCUAAGAGAGCCAAGCUUCUUCAUCGAGCCGCAACCUUUUCGCAUCCAACAGAGUUCCCCGAACCUAAUCACGAUGAAAUUCCUGUUUCCGAACAGCUGGUUCCCGGAGGUUUCAGGAGACAGUUUCUCGACAGACAGGGCAGAAGAAUGAGCUACAUCACAUCGCCUGUAACGAAGAACUUCAUAUCGUUCCUUGAACUAUACGGUCAGUUUGCCGGAGAGGAUCUUGCUGAAUCUGACAACGAAGAAUCCAUCGAGGAAGAGGCCGAAAUUGAAGAAAAUGGCGAACGAAGACCACUUCUUGGGAGGAGAAAGAGUCCAAGGAUCCGGGCUCAAGGGGACGCCUCCAACGUCAAGUCAUUCUUUACCCUCCUCAAAGCUUUCAUCGGCACCGGCAUCAUGUUCCUACCAAAAGCGUUCAAGAAUGGUGGCAUGCUCUUUUCGUCGAUUACCCUUAUUACUGUAUCACUCCUCACAUGCCUCUGUUUCCAUUUACUUCUCCAAUGCCGACGACAAUAUGGAGGGGGCUAUGGAGAGCUGGGGGAGGCAAUUGGUGGCUCAAAGAUGCGAACCCUUAUUCUUGGGUCAAUCACCAUUUCCCAGAUCGGCUUUGUCUGCGCAGGCAUUAUCUUCGUCGCCGACAAUCUAUUCUCCUUCCUCAAUGCGGUUACCUCCAAUUCAACCACUCCGCUAUCUACCAAUGCGCUCAUUGGCAUUCAACUGAUUGUCCUCAUUCCGCUGUCAUAUAUCCGUAACAUCUCGAAGCUUGGCCCCGCCGCUCUGAUCGCCGAUAUAUGCAUUCUGGUUGGUCUUGUGUACAUCUACUGGUACGACAUCUCCAGCAUCAUUGACACGAAAGGCUUCAACCCCACCAUCGAACUAUUCAAUCCGCGCGAUUUUACUCUUACUGUUGGCUCCGCAAUAUUUACGUUCGAAGGAAUCGGCCUUAUCCUUCCGAUUCAAUCCAGCAUGAAGAAUCCUCAGCACUUCAACAAACUACUGUAUAUUGUCAUGUCCAUUAUUACUGUGAUCUUUACCUCGGUUGGAUUCCUAUGCUAUGGCACCUUUGGCGAUCGCGUUAGUGUGGAGGUCAUUACGAAUUUUCCACAGACUAGCAAACUCGUGAAUGCAGUCCAGUUCCUGUACGCACUGGCUGUGCUCAUUGGAACGCCGGUCCAGCUGUUCCCCGCUCUCCGCAUCAUCGAAGGCAAGCUGUUCGGUUAUCGGUCUGGCAAGCGCGAUGCUUUGACCAAGUGGAAGAAGAACCUUUUUCGGACAGUGCUCGUUCUCAUCUGCGGAUUAAUUUCUGCGGUAGGAGCAAGCGAUUUAGAUAAGUUUGUCGCCCUUAUUGGAAGUUUUGCAUGUGUUCCCCUGGUAUACAUUUAUCCUGCAUUUCUGCAUUGGAAAGGCGUGGCGGAAAGAAGAGUGAUCAAGGCCGGGGAUUUAGUGAUGAUAGGCGUGGGGAUCGUAGCAUGUGUAUAUACCACCUGUAUUACCAUUGCAAGGUGGGCCGAUACAUGAAAAGUGUGGGCGAUCUAGA